CAGGACAGGCAAGAGGUGCCAGGCGGCACCCUUAGGCUCCGAAGCAUGUGCCUGUACUGCUGGGACAUCGAGCCUUCCCAAGUCAACCCUGAAGGACCAAGACAUCAUCCUUCAGAGGUCACUGAGCGGCAGCUUGCAGAUAAACGUAUUCAGAAUAUGCAAAACCUAAAGAAAGAGAAGAGGAGACUGAGUAAAAGGUUUGCAAGGGCUUCUCCUGUUCCAGAACCAGGACUCCUAUGGUCAUCUUGACAAAGUUGGAGUCUAUAUGAAGGAAACCAUGCUCCAGACCAAAAGAUGUGAAUUUCAAACAUCAAGUGACAUAUCAUGAAUUGAUCAUCUGAAAAAUAAAUGCAAUACUCCGCCAUUUCAGGAAAAUAAAUGCAGUGCAAGUAUUUAAUAUCCAAGCCACAGGCUCUAGAAUUCAAUUAAACACCAUGUCUCACUACCAUGUUUUUUUCCUUGUGGUGUACUUGAGAUCUGCUGCUUUUCAACAAAUAAUAAUAAAUAUGUAUAGGUAGGCUUUUGAAAAAUAUUAUUCUCAUGUUUAAAUUUUGCAGAUGUUUUAUGACAUAUUUAGAAGUAUGUUUUAGUAAUAGAACACCAGAAUUCCUCUGCUGUAUAUUUAUAAUGACUUCUGUUCAAACAAAAUGUUAAAUUCUUUAAAUAGUCCUAGGAGACUGUUACUAUAAGUAACUCUAUGUUAUGUGUUGCUUUUGCAGUUAGGCCAGAGUGUAAUUAAAAUUUCCAUUUAAAAUAAAAUUUGAAUAUUAAAAUUUUACUUUUAUGUAUGAAAUAAAUGAUAAUUAUCCCUAUCUCUCAAA
Cebus imitator (Panamanian white-faced capuchin) is the source of this 821-nucleotide messenger RNA. RefSeq names its product coiled-coil domain containing 179 (gene CCDC179). Bases 46 to 249 code for a protein of 67 amino acids. The transcript has 4 exons. NCBI's taxonomy places the organism in Eukaryota, Metazoa, Chordata, Mammalia, Primates, Cebidae. The record is from RefSeq and is a predicted model, not a curated record.